Molecule: messenger RNA, 5940 nt
Organism: Folsomia candida
Lineage: Eukaryota; Metazoa; Arthropoda; Collembola; Entomobryomorpha; Isotomidae
Product: neuronal acetylcholine receptor subunit alpha-7
Exons: 18
Coding region: 1-1437 (478 amino acids)
Biological process (GO): regulation of membrane potential; nervous system process; chemical synaptic transmission
Cellular component (GO): synapse; neuron projection; postsynaptic membrane
Molecular function (GO): transmembrane signaling receptor activity; acetylcholine-gated monoatomic cation-selective channel activity
Source: RefSeq, a predicted model, not a curated record
AUGUACAUGACCGAAUUGAUGCUACAAUUUUUCGUCGUUUUAAUUGGCUCAGGUGCUGAAGGAGGACCGAACGAGAGGAGGCUGUUGGAGGAUUUGCUGCUCACGUACAACAAUCUAGAACGACCCGUCGCUAUCGAAAACGAAACUUUACAAGUCAGCUUUGGCCUUACACUGAUGCAGAUAAUAGAUGUGGAUGAGAAGGAUCAAGUACUCACAACAAAUGCGUGGAUCAAUCUAGAGUGGACAGAUAGCAGCUUGAAAUGGAAUACUUCAGAAUAUGGCAGAGUAGAUAAUAUUAGAAUACACCCAACUAAAUUAUGGAAGCCAGACGUCCUUAUGUACAACAGUGCCGAUGAAGGAUUCGACGGGACAUUCGCCACAAAUAUAGUUGUUAGAAACAAUGGCAGUUGUUUGUACGUACCCCCAGGAAUUUUCAAGAGCACGUGUAAAAUAGACAUCACUUGGUUUCCAUUUGAUGAUCAAAAGUGCGAGAUGAAGUUCGGGAGCUGGACAUACGACGGAUUCCAGUUGGACUUGAGUAUGAAAGAUGAUGCCGGAGGGGACCUGUCGAGUUUUAUCACCAAUGGUGAAUGGGAGCUUAUAGGAAUGCCCGGAAAGAAAAACGUGAUAUACUAUAGUUGUUGCCCUGAGCCAUUUGUCGACGUCACAUUUACCAUCCAUGUUAGAAGGAGAACAUUGUAUUAUUUUUUUAACCUAAUUGUGCCAUGUGUGCUUAUCAGCUCGAUGGCCCUACUUGGGUUUACGUUACCCCCAGAUUCGGGUGAAAAGCUGACCUUAGGAGUCACCAUUCUCUUAUCUCUGACUGUGUUCCUUAACAUAGUGGCAGAAACGAUGCCCUCAACGUCAGAUGCCGUACCGCUCAUAGGAACUUACUUCAAUUGUAUCAUGUUCAUGGUUGCUUCUUCAGUGGUAUUAACUGUUGUCGUUUUAAACUACCAUCAUCGGACUGCCAACAUGCACGAAAUGCCACCCUGGGUGAAAACAGUAUUUCUGCAGUGGUUGCCCUGGAUUCUUCACAUGAGCCGUCCAGGAAGAAAAAUUACUCGCAAAUCGAUUCGAGAGGAACAGAAAAUGAAGGGAUUCAAAGAUAUCAAGGAAAGGUCAUCCAAGUCCUUGUUAGCCAACGUGUUGGACAUGGAUGAUGACAUUCGGAUGAGCUCUUCGUACCUUAGGAUGGAGACAUCGGACAUGUCAUCCCCAUGUGCUCUUGCCCAACGUGACCUCCAAGGCAUUCUCAGAGAAAUCCGCUUCAUUACGGCACGGAUGCGAAAAUCCGAGGAGGACGCUGAGGUUGUUGGAGACUGGAAAUUCGCCGCAAUGGUCGUCGACCGCAUGUGUUUAAUUGUUUUUACAACAUUCACCGUCGUGGCGACGAUAGCUGUGCUCCUUUCUGCCCCACGAAUCUUGGUUUAUUAAAGGGUGAAAGCAUUUCAAUAUUUCCUCAAAGAGCAACUCAACAAUCACGAAUUUCCAAGUAAUAGGAAUCAACUACGAAAAAUUAAGAGUUAACGGAAUUGCAAAAAAAGUUACAAUGGAGGCAAUUUCUGAAAUCAUGAGAUAUAAAAUAUAUUUAAUCAACAUAAAAUAAAUACUAGGACCACAACUAAUAUUAAUUACAUAAUAAUCUCUGACAAUUUAACCAACGAACAAAAUUAUUCGUGAAACAAUUUUAGAGAAUUUAAACUGCUUAAAACUAUGGUUAAAAGAACGAUUACUUUAUAUUUCAAUACCAUUCACCACCAAUAUUGUCAAGUCAUACAUAUAUUUAAAUGUAAAUUAAAGUAUUAGCGAAUCUCUAAGGACGGAAACCCAAAUCACGGGUAUAUUUGUAUGUACACAUACCAUAGGAAAUAGCAGAAGGACAGCAGCAUGACUACAAUUUAUCACAAGUACUACACACUUAUAAUAAGUAGCUUACAGUAUCAUAAUAAAACUGUGGUUUCGCAAAAUGAGCUUCUCAUGAGGGUGGUCAGAAGCAGUAGACAAUAAAGCUUAUAUUCAGAGUGAAUUGAGGAGGAGACAACGUACAAGUAUGACUUAACUCAAGUGAGAUUUCAUUUCCUCUAAUGAGAAAUUAUAAGCCCCAUUUGCAACUUCAUUUGCCUCUUUUGAAUGCUUGGAACAAAAAACCAUGUCCAGUUACGUUUACUGAAUAGUGUGCAAGUUAUAAAGAAUUAAAUUCACUUAUAACGUAUUUAAAAGUCGUCCGUCAGUAAUGAAUUGGAGGCUUUGAACUCGUUAAGUUUCAACUUUUUGAUAAAUUGACAACUAAAGAAGGUGAAGGGAGAAGAGAGAAAGAGAGUGAAAGUAGAUUUCCAGGUUUGUACGUACGUCUGCAUUAGAAUGUGAAAAGCGAGAGCAUGUCGGGGAGGACGGUGGUGGUGGUGAACGAGGAGGAUGGCACAUUUUAAAGAUGAAACUUGCUUUCUCUCUCUCUCUCUCUCUCAACUUUUAAUAACUCUUGGCAGCUCCAUCCUUAGCGCGGACAAAGAAGGUUUUAUUGUAACAAACGAUCGCAAUUAUUACACGUUAUAACCAAACCAGCAUUGGUUCGAUAUCGAUUUGACCUCAUUGUUUCCCUUGUUUCCACAAGAACCAGUGAUUUUAGCUGGGGAAAGGUGGUGGCACUGCUGUGGUAUGUAUAAUAUCGAUGCUUUGAUCAAAAAUUUAAUUUCUCGUCGUUUUUUUACGCUUUUCUACUUUGUGUCGUCCCCACCAGAUCCGUUGCGGUUGAGAUCAGAGAACGUGAUUUGCAUCUGAAAAUUCAAUUACUCUCAUGUUUUAUUGUGGGUGAUAUGUACAUAUGUAGCAAUCGGUGAAGUUGCCAUCCUAUUCCUGCGGGUUACUUAUCCAGUAGUUGCUUUCCAAUUUCAAAAUGGACGUGAGUGGACGAGUUGCAAUGGUAGGAAAAAUUCAUUAUCCGCGAAUGAACGUGAAACCACAGGAUCAUCAAGUAGAGAGAAUCCAUAUAUGCAUGCAGCAUGGAGCAACAGCAGGCGUGGUAUUAAUGAAAGCUCGAAAAUCAGGUUGUCGGCUUGGUGACGGAAGAGUGAGUAAAAGGCUGGUCGGUUGGUUGUUGGUUAGUUGGAGGCGAGGAGGAGGAGGAAUAUAUUCGUAUGUAGGUGACAUGUUAGGGUCGAGGUAACGAAGGAAGGAAGGAUGGGGACGACGACGGCUUGGUGGUGGUCGUGGCAAGGUAAAAGAGUAAAUGAGUCUAUCAGGGAAUUAGCAGGCUCGAGCAUAACGAGAAACCACAAAGAAAGCGUUUCGGUGCGAGAUCACAGAAUUUGGAUUCCAUUAGCAGUAACUUUGCUACAAAAAGGCUCGUUGAGGGAGAAAGUCGGCCCAGAGAACGUGAUGUGGUUCCCUUAAACUGCUCCAUCUCUCUCAUAUUUUAUAACGGACUUUUAUAGGACAAAAAUGGAAUAAAAUAGAGCCGCAACUGGCUGCCUGAGACUGCACGUGUCCUCAAUGACAUAGACAGAAGUAUAUUCGAUGUGCUUGCUCAACCAAAAUGAAAACCAAAGAAAUCGGAGCAUUCUGCUGUGAAAUGCGGCUGGCUCAUCCCCCCAUCCUUGAAUCAAAGUCAAAGGAAAAUUUCGAUCCACCUGCAGCUUUUUCUACUUUCUCCCCGAUCCUUAGCCACCACCACCACCACCGAUCCCACCUUUCGCCCCGAAACCAGAUAUGCUUACACGCAUAUUCGUAACCUGCAUAAUGCUCUAAUCAUUAUCCACAAUCCUCUCGUCCUCUUCUUCUCCUUCACUCAGACAUCAUGUCCAGCCUCACGAAUGCACAGCAGGAGGACACUUUCACUGAAAAUAUGCAAAUACCAAUUGAUUUUCUAACCUUUUGACUAAAUUAGUUUUUAUGCAUGUGAUAUCCACUACAGUUAAUGAGUAUCGAUGGCUAAUGUUAAUGAGUAAUCUCGUUUUUUUACCUGGAGCUUUUAUGUGCAUACACGUUUACGCCUCAUUAUUCGCCAGUUAACGAUAGGAAAUUUUGACUAUCGACAGUUUUUGUUUAUUAUGUAUAUAAGGCGUACACAUCAAUGUGCUUAAAUACAUACUUGCUUUAAUCAUAAUUUAUGGAUAUUACGCCAAAAAUAUAAACAUCGUGUGCGUUCAGAAUCUCAAAAGAAAGUCAAAAUGAUAAAUAUGCACAUAUUAUUAUACAAGAUAGCCGUCAGUUAAUUGAGAAAACAAAUAUAACUUUUAAACAAUUUUCAUAUGUACAUAUUAGCAACCGGUUUUACAUGCAAAUUUGAUUUUUGAAAUUUUUCAAGUUUGGGGAUUGCAAAACAGGAAAGUCUUAAACCGUGUUCACUAUUAAAAAACGAUUUUCAAAAUUAUUCAAAACGGAUUGAAAUUUUACAAUUGAGAUUAUGAGAAAUUGUAUAACUCAGCAAAUUAGGCCAGGACUGCAGGGUUCGAUAUCGCUCAAUUUUUGCUGCCAACCAAACUAAAAACUAAAUGCUAACUAGGUUUUUAAUAACACUACUUUUUCAUGCAAGGUCCUAAAUGUAUUUUUUACACAACAUUUUACAUAGUAAAUACGAUCACAUCUAAUAAUAUUUAUACGAGCUACGUCACCUUUAACUAAAUCACAUUGAGUAAGUAAAUCGUGUUUGAGAAUAUAAAUACAGAGCAAUUUUGACAAUGUAAGAGGCGAAAAUUAAUGCAUUUGAUAAUACAUGUAUCAAUAAUUUUUUAAAAAUUAAUAUGCACUUUUUCAGUUUAUAAAGCGAUGAUAUACUGACCGUUUAGAUAUAAAAAGUAAAAAAAAAUGUACAAAUAGAGUUAAAUGAGUGGUGGAUAAAAUUAAUCAAGCUUUUUUGUUGUUAUGCAUACCUUGAGAGUAUUCAUUACGAGUUCGAAUGUUCGCAUCGCAAAAUAAUUUUUAAAAAAUUGCAAGAUGCAAGAUGCACAACUUCGCAAAUGAAUUUUCAAGCCAAAUUUUUUUUCAAACUUGCGAACUUUGUUUUAUUUUGGUUGCGUUGCUAACAAUGCGAACUCGUAAUGAAUACCCUCAGUACAUAUAUAUGGACCGUGUGUAAAUUAUGCAAGAGUUGGUGGCAAUCAACCUGACCCAUUAUAUAAUACACACAACUACAUACUUUUUUAGUCUACGUGUGUAGCACAUAUUCAAAGCAGCAGGCUGCUGAUAAAUAUAUUGUGUUAUUUGGUGCUUAUACAGAUAACGAUAAACAAUAGUUGUAGGAUUAAAGUUUUACAAGUACUGAAAAUUUCCACAGUAUCAAUCAUUGGUGAGCAUGCAAAUUACAGAGUGUAAAAUUUGAUGAUCUAUAUAUGGAAAAUGGAUAAUAAUGUAUUUCUACAUUGUACAAAAUCACACACCAUAUUGUUAUAUGAUUGCAUGAUAUAGAGACUUACGUAGUAUGAAAUGUACGUUAAUUUGGAAAUUCUAAUGGAAAUGAAAAACAAACCACUUGUAAUUUUUGUUCUAAUUGUAAUAUCCAAAAUUCAUUUUAGUGAUAAUGCAAACGAAGCUACAGUUAAAAGCAGAUUUAACGAAAAAUUACACACCACACUAUUUCUGUUAUUUGUGUACAUAUGUGAGAAAAAAUAUGAUAAUAUGCAAUCUUAAAUACAAAGUAUGUAAACCUAUAUUACGUUUAAUUAAGCAUAAAUAACCAAAUAUGUAAAUAAAUAUUCAGCGAGGAACAUGGUCAUUCCACCACCAUCGUUAUAUUAAUAAUGUUAAUAAAUAACUCGACACAUAACUGAAUUUACAAUGAACUGCAUGACCGACGCACUUCUCCAAGAUGAAUAGUAUUAAAACUAAUAAUGUAAUCUGUGACUAAGAGUAGAUGAAUACUCAAUUGAUCAAAACUAAUUAAAAUGAACUGGCAGAGAGCUCAGAUUUAAAUAAACUUUACAUCGAUUGAAUAUUUCAAUA